Molecule: messenger RNA, 2322 nt
Organism: Odobenus rosmarus divergens (Pacific walrus)
Lineage: Eukaryota; Metazoa; Chordata; Mammalia; Carnivora; Odobenidae
Product: zinc finger protein 77
Biological process (GO): regulation of DNA-templated transcription
Source: RefSeq, a predicted model, not a curated record
AUGUUUCAGGACGCGGUGGUCUUUGCGGAUGUGGCUGUGUACUUCACCCCAGAAGAGUGGGCUUUGCUGGAUCGUGGUCAGAGGAGGCUCUACAGAGAUGUGAUGCUGGAGACCUGCAGGAACCUGGCCUCACUGGAUUGUUGCAUUCAAGUUAAGCCUUGUGGAUCAGGGACUCAGCUGAAUAUUUUGGAGAAUGAACUAUCCAGUGAAGACAAAAUUGUAAGAUUUACAAGAAAUGAUUCCUGGGCUCUUUUUGGAGAAAACUGGGUGUUUCAUCACAUUGGAGAUCAGUCCCAAUCCCAGGAGAGGUGUUUGAGAAAUCAUUUGGUGGAGCAUGUCUGUGAAAGCAAUGAAGAUAAUCAAUGUGGAGAUACCAUAAACCAGAUUACAAGUCUUAGUGUGCAUGAGGCUUGUCCUACUGGAGACAAAUCCUGUAAAUGUGCUAAGUGUAGAGAAGCCUUCACAGGUGGUUCUUUCCCUGAGAAUCCACAAAGAUCUCAGCCUGGACACAAACCUAGUCCCUGUGAAGAAUGUGGGCCAGCCUGUAGCUGUGUCUCGAGGCUCAGCACUCACAUGGACACGGACCUUGUAGAGAAACCCUAUGAACAUCAGGACACUGGGAGAGCAUCAAAGAGAGACUUGAAGAGUCUCGGUAGUAAAAAAUCUUUAGAGUGCAAGAAGUGUGGAAAAGCUUUCACUUGCACCUCAUCCUUUCAGGGUCAUGUAAAGGGUCACUGUGGACAGAGAGUCCAUGCGUGUGAUGUGUGUGGGAAAGCUUUUAUGUAUCAGUCCUACCUUAGACGUCACGUGAGAACUCACACUGGGGAGAGACCCUAUGAAUGUGUGGAAUGUGGGAAAGCCUAUAGCUGCCUCUCGUAUUUUCGAGAACACGUGAGAACACACAGUGGCGAUAAACCCUACGAAUGUAAGCAGUGUGGGAAGACAUUCAAGUAUCCCACGUCCCUGCAAGGACACAUGAUGACACACACUGGAGAGAGACCGUACCUGUGUCAGCAAUGUGGGAAAGCCUUCAGUUGUCCCAAAUACUUUAGAAGACACGUGAGAACGCACAGUGGACUGAAACCCUAUGAAUGUACAUUAUGUGGGAAAGCCUAUAGUUGUUCCUUAUCUCUUCGAGAACAUGUCAGAACACACAGCGAAGAGAGACCUUAUGAAUGUCAGCAGUGUGGGAAGGCUUUCAGACAUCCUCGAUAUUUCCAGAGACAUGUGAGGAUGCACAGUGGAGUGAAGCCCUACGAGUGUAAGGAGUGCGGGAAAGCGUACAGCAGCUCGACGUCACUGCAGGAACACGUGAGGACGCACACUGGGGAGAGACCCUAUGAAUGUCCGCACUGUGGGAAAGCCUUCAGCUGUCACUCCUCCCUUCAAGUACAUGUGAGAAAGCACAGCGGGGUGAAACCCUACGAAUGCAAGGAGUGUGGGAAAGCCUUCUGGUAUCCAGUAAACCUGCGGGCACACGUGAGGACGCACACUGGGGAGAGACCCUAUGAAUGUCAGCAGUGUGGGAAAGCCUACAGGUGUCCUGCAAACCUGCGGGUCCACGUGAGGACUCACACCGGGGAGAGACCGUAUGAAUGUCAGCAGUGUGGGAAAGCCUUCAGGUAUCCCGCAAACCUGCGAGCCCACGUGAGGACUCACACUGGGGAGAGACCCUAUGAAUGUCAGCAGUGUGGGAAGGCCUUCAGGUACCCCACAAACCUGCGAGCCCACGUGAGGACUCACACUGGGGAGAACUCUGAAUACAAGGAUUGUGGGAAAGCCUUCAUUUGUCCUUAAAAUCUUGUAAAGCCAAUCAGACACACUGCCAGGAAACCUUAUGAAUGUAAAGAAUGUUGGAAAACCUUCAGGUAUAGCACCUCAUAUAUUUUGUACAUAAAAACUCAGGGCUGGACAGCAGUCUUUAUUUGUUAUAAACAGUUGUGCCUCAUAAGUGCCUCGUCUAUAACAGGGAUCUCUAUUAUAUUUAUUUCCACUGCAUGUUGCUGAGAGGAACACCUAAGAUAAAAUAUUCCUCUGUGUGCCCUUUGUAUGAAAUAUAUUUUGUUAUCUCACACAGGAAAAGAUUGUAUAGUUAUAUAAAACUUAUCUCAUUUCCAUUACAAUGUCUUUGGGCCUCAGGGGUGAUAAGUGAUUUGUAAAUAUAUCUUGUCCUCCGUUGUGGAUACUGGAAAUUCCAACUCGGUAUCUACCCUUCCUUUCAGUCUUUGUGAUUGAAUGAUGUAUCUUCACAUUUGCUUGUCAAUGCUGUGUACCACACCUGUGCUCCACACAGAAAUUAGUAAAUGUGCAGGGAUGUUGAAA